Caenorhabditis remanei is the source of this 1437-nucleotide messenger RNA. RefSeq lists its product as uncharacterized. The transcript is spliced from 6 exons. The coding region runs from base 1 to 1437 and encodes 478 amino acids. Lineage: Eukaryota; Metazoa; Nematoda; Chromadorea; Rhabditida; Rhabditidae. Gene Ontology annotation, molecular function: sequence-specific DNA binding; zinc ion binding; DNA-binding transcription factor activity. Gene Ontology annotation, biological process: regulation of DNA-templated transcription. The record is from RefSeq and is a predicted model, not a curated record.
AUGUUCAUAAAUAAUAUUCCAGUCGACCCAAGUGUCCACGAUGCCUUUCAUGCCUAUAUGUCAAACAAACCAAAAAUUGUAACUGCUACCGGAGCAUCCCGAAUGUCCAAAGCAGUCAAAAAACCGCCAUCCCCGAAAGCUUCGACCUCGGAAUUUUUCAAGUGUAAAACAGAGGUGGACGAUACUCCAACAGAAUGUGCAUCCAGGAAGAAAAAAGGUGUUGAGACAGACAUGACAGGCCAGAAAUGUCGGGUUUGUGGAGACGAGAGAGCCAAUAGACACUAUGGAACAAUCGCUUGUAAUGGGUGCAAAGGGUUCUUUAGGAGAAGCAUCUGGGAAGAGCGUGACUAUGUCUGUCGCUAUGGUGGAAGGUGUCUCAUCGUACAAGAAUAUCGCAACCGAUGUAGAGCAUGUCGAUUCAGAAAGUGUUUUACGGUGGGGAUGGAUGCAAGAGCGGUUCAAUCGGAACGUGAUAAGAGUAUGAGGAAGAUGAAGCGGUCGUCGAGAAAAGAGGCAACAGAGCGAUCGACUCCAUAUUCUGUAUACUCACUCCCCUCCACACCAGCUGCGGAGGGGUCAUCUGGUACCCCUCAAUAUAAUGUGCCAUUUGUCCAAUACUUAAUGGACUUGGAGAAAUCUACAGAUGGUAUGGUGGAUAUCAGCUAUAACUUUACAAAUAUGGACCCGACUUUUUCCACGUCGGUGAUCAUCGAGACUGCGUUCAGAGAGCCUGGAAUAGUAUCGAAGAGAACUUUGCCGCGAUGGGGAGAUAUGGAACGGGUAGCUACCGUGAAUGAUAUUCCAGUCACCUGGUGUAGAUCAUUUGUGUUAUGUGUGGAUUAUGCGAAAGCUUUGAGUGAUUUCCGGGAGCUAGAGGAGGCUGACCAGUUUACGCUUCUUAGAAAUCGAGUGGUGGCGCUGAACUGGUUUUGUCAUGCUUAUAAGACUUUCAAAGCAGGGUGUGAUGGAGUUGUUCUUGUGAAUGGUACUUGGUACCCUAGGGAUCCUCAACUUCAAACAUCACUUGAACCCGGAUGCAAUAACUAUUUCCGAGUACUUUCUGAACACUUGAUGCAGAAUCUUGUGCUCCCUAUGAGAGACUUGGAGAUGGAUGAUGGAGAAUUUGUGAUUUUGAAAAUUAUAGUUUUGUUCAAGGCUUACUGCCGACUAUCAGAACAUGGGGAUGCGACUAUCAAACAAACUCAUGAGAAGUGUAUAGAUUCCUUGUAUGAGCACAUUCAGGUGCAGCACCCCGACUUCACUCCACAACAGAUCUCAAUGAGAAUAAGCAAGAUUCUCCUAUUACUGCCAAGUCUUGAGAUAGUGUUUGAUGAGCAGAAUGAAGAAAAGGUUAGUGGGAGGCAACAGUGGCAAGAAAAGAAACUCUCAGAGGAUUAUAAUGUUCUAAUUGUGCAGUCUUACAGAGUAUUGGCGUGA